Molecule: messenger RNA, 264 nt
Organism: Dibothriocephalus latus
Lineage: Eukaryota; Metazoa; Platyhelminthes; Cestoda; Diphyllobothriidea; Diphyllobothriidae
Source: the annotation of a GenBank genome assembly
UCUCUGACGGGGGAGGAGGAGGAGAGACGCGAAGGAGGUGGUGGCGGACAGGCGACAUUGCUGCAGAACAGGCCGUGGGAGCAGGAGUACGAGAGUCGACAGGACAUUCAUUACACCGUCAACAUCAACGAAACCGGCUUUGAGGGCGGUUACCUCUGUGUGGCCUCAGUUGCGGGCAUGGAGGCAGCUCGGUGGAGUUAUAUGCACCUGCGUGUCCUCGACUGCGGUACCGGUAAGACCCGGAAGACUUUCGUACACAAAUAG